UGAGAUUAUCAAUAGGUUAAAAGUCUCUGGGCAAUGGUGUAGGAAACUGUACACAAUAAACUGCAUUAUAUAGAAGUGAGAAUAACAGACAGAGAUGGUCACACAAAAUUGCCAAUAGCUCAUAAUACUAUAAACACUUAUAAUGGAAUCGAACGCUGUACACAGAUAUAGUCAGCUACUUGUGAUUCUAGGACUAGUGUGUAGUCACUUCAGUGGAGCGACUGGACGCUAUGACAGUUGUGGUCAAGGAUGGAUUCAGUAUAAAAACUACUGUUAUCUAUUAGUUGAAAGUAACUUAACGUGGUCAGAGGCGAAGUCAAAAUGUUUACAGAGGUCAUCAGAACUGACCAGCAUCCACUCCCAAGAAGAAAACCAAUUCAUCUUGUCCAGACUUCCAAAAAACUCCAGAUUCUGGAUUGGACUUGAAAGUUUAAAGCCAGGGAAAGAUAAUCACUGGACAGAUAACUCUUCUCUAAACUUUUUGGGUUUCAGCGCUUGGUCUGAAGCUUUGUGGAAACUGUCUUCAGGACUUUGUGUUUAUAUUGAAGAAAAGAGUGGUGACUGGAAGACAUCAGACUGUCUGUAUAUCUCAGACAGUGGAUACAUUUGUAAGAGACAUGUAAAUAAUGAACCAGUUGAUACACAGUCUCAGUUUAAAGUGGCUUGUACGGGAGAAAGUUCUAGAACCUGCUACACAUUAUACACAGAGAGUAUACCUUGGGAAGAGGCUCAGAGAUUGUGCAGAGAACAGAAUCAGAGCUUGGUGACUAUCACAGACAGGCAGACAUUUACGCAUAUUCAAACAGUUUUAGGAGCUCAUUCAAUCUCGAUAUGGACUGGUCUAUCAUUUUAUAAUGGUAGCCUCCAGUGGGACAGCGGAAUAGGAAAAGAUCCAUAUCCAUGGAUAUCAGGAGAUAUGGUAAGACUUGGAUGUGUGGCCUUGACAUCUUUUGUGUGGGAGACACAGGACUGUAACACUUCACUACCAUUUAUGUGUGAGGACAGACAGGACACUUCUAGUGAUAUUUCAACUUCAAGAAGGAGUGGUGCCUCUAUCAUACGCUCUGAGCUUAGCACACAGUGGAUGUCAGGUCUAUACCCUCUACUGACCAACACUUCAAAUGAGAUUCUCAUUGACACAGAGGAGAGUGACGGGAGUGCUCCGGGAUAUGACCGCCUCAGAUCUUUAGUGAUUCGUCAAGCGAGAGUCAGACCUAGUUGUCCUACAGACUGGAUUCAAAGUCUUGGUAUCUGCUUUAAGGUUAUCUCUGAGGCGGAAAGUUGGCAUGUAGCAAGACAUCACUGUGAGAGUUUAGGUGCAGACUUACCCAGCAUUCAUAGCGAAGUGCAAAAUGAGUAUAUUACCUUCAUACGGUCAAAAACGAAUGGCAAUGUAUGGAUUGGUCUGCAUGAUUUAUCUAAUGAAACAGUCUUUGAAUGGACAGAUGGAACUCCAUUUAACUUUUCGCGAUGGGCACCAACUAAACCCAAUGGCUUAUCAAUUGCUGAAGAUUGUGUUGAGCUGUACCACAAUGGACUUUGGAAUGACAUUAAUUGUUACACAACCAGGCCGUACAUUUGUGUCAAGAAAUUAGGAUCAACAACCAUUCGACCAUUUAUGACGACCACUGAAGCCCCAAGGUGUGCUGAGAGUGGGUGGCUGUACCAUGGAGGAUUUUGUUAUUUUAUAAGCGACGAGACAAAAACUUGGAGUGAAGCACAAGACGUCUGCCGAAACAAAGGGGCGGAACUCGUCAGCGUACAUUCACAAGAUGAAAAUAAUUUUCUUUUAUAUCAGCUUAGAAGAAGGAAUGUUUACCACACGUACUACUGGAUAGGACUGUUCAAAAAGACUACAAAAGUUUUUAGAUGGUCAGACGAAAGCCCAUUCGACUUUGUGGCUUGGAAUGGAGGAGAGAUUCAAUGGUUCGGUCUUUUAUUUCCGCAUGUGUGUGCUAGGACUAAAUCAGAACAUGCUUUGUGGUUUUCAUCUAAUUGUUCUGAAGCAUUUAAAUUCAUAUGCAAGAAGUCAAACAGUUCAGCAGUUACACUUCCUUUUAGGCUUACGACAAUAGCUUCAAUAACAAACCCAACAGUGCAGUUAGAAAGUGUCUGUCCUAAACGAUUUUUCAGCAGAGAUGACGUCAGCAAAUGUGUUUACAUUGGAGGAUACCAUGACAAAAGUCUAUUAACGUGGGACGAAGCCAAAGAAACUUGCAGCAACAUGUCCUCUCUAACAAAGGUGCAGCUUGCAAGCAUAACCAGCGCUGAAGAGCAAGCUUUCUUGAACGUGCUAAUGGGUUUCGUAGACAACCCUGCAUGGAUUGGACUCAAGUCUUCCGAGUUUGGAGAUGUUUCUGAUUGGCAAGAUAAUUCUCGUGUCAAUUUUAGCAACUGGCUAGAUGAGCAGUUUCAGUAUGAUGAAGGUUCUUCUGAUAGGGAACUAUGUGUGCAGAUACUUGGGAAAAACUUCUUCGAGACUUUGGGUAAAUGGUACCGAGGAGACUGUGAAAGCAAAGCAGAUUACAUCUGUGAAACAGAGAAACUGUAUAUACCAGUUGUAGUAACAAGUGAUUCCACGUUGACAUCUAUACCAGCUACAGCGCCUGGAUUUCCUAAAUCUUCAGCUACUCUUUUGUUAUGUCCAAAAAAGUUCCAGAAGUUUCAUACUUUCUGCUAUUUAGUGGUCAGUCAUCUAGAGACCUGGGAUGAAGCAAGAACCUCGUGCGAGGCACGUGGAGCUGAUCUCGCCAAAACGGAACAUAUUCUUCAGCUGUCAAAAAUUACUUUACUUUUAGCUGACUACGGCGUAAAGAAACAAGCUUGGAUUGGAAUCAAACAGACAAAUGGAUCUCGUUUUCACUGGACUGAUGGUAAGCCAGUUCGGAGAUUUUUCUGGAGGGAUGAAAAGAAUUCAUUUAACAGUUCCGGUGGUCUGAAAACUUUUUGUGUUUCAUUAUUUGACAGUAAAUGGAUUCGUUCUGAUUGUAAUGAGAAGCAGCCUUACAUCUGUCAAACUAAAUUAGUUAGACCUACAGCCACAGUGCCAUUACAUAACAACCAAACUCUGUGUAAAGAUGGCAAGUCAGUUCAACACGGAGAAUACUGUUACCUCAAGACAAAGCAUCAAGUCUCCUGGUCUGAAGCUGAUCACGUGUGUAGACAUCGCGGCAUGCAGCUUGUCAGCAUCCAUUCAAAUAGCCAAACAGACUUCCUUGUAAACUAUACACAGCACACAUCUGAAACACUUUAUUAUUGGAUUGGAUUAGUUAGCUAUAAAAAUGGAUCUUUCCACUGGGCUGACGGGUCAUCUAUGACCUACAUUAACUGGGAUGAAGACUCUUCUGAAAAUUCAAAGCACUCAGACGAAAAGUGUGCCGUAAUGGACAGCAAAAAGGGACGCUGGUAUCCUGUAGACUGCUUCACCCAAUCCCAUGGCUACAUCUGCUCAUCUCAUGCAAAAAAUGUCAACAUGUUAGCCGGCAGUGAACACCUGGGAUCAUCCAUCAGUGGUGGUGGUGUAGCAGCCAUUGUAAUAGUUGUUUUGUCAGCUUGUUGUCUCUUCAUCUUCGCUUUAGUGUACGCUGUAAGACGUCGAACGAGGAGACCAGCCAGUGAUGGACAAGUUCUACAAAGCAAUGGUUUCGAUAAUCGUCUUUAUGUCUGCAGUGAUCAUGUUAAUGAAGAAGAAAGUCUAGCAUGCAGCUAAGGUAUGCAAAACAAGUGUCAAAAUAACCAAACAAAAUCGUGUAGAUGAAACAAAUAACUGAAAUAUCAUCAGACUUUAAGGAAAGACAAAUGAAUCUCUUUGAGAAAAGAAAUAUAAUAGUGCUGCUGCUCCGCCAUAUCAAUUAGCAUUAUGGAUCAUGUGUAUUUUCUACGAAUGGACGCUAAUGUAGUCAAAAAAGUCCUUACCAUUAAAAUGUUGAAUGAUU
Molecule: messenger RNA, 3935 nt
Organism: Biomphalaria glabrata
Lineage: Eukaryota; Metazoa; Mollusca; Gastropoda; Planorbidae
Product: macrophage mannose receptor 1-like
Exons: 24
Coding region: 143-3709 (1188 amino acids)
Molecular function (GO): signaling receptor activity
Source: RefSeq, a predicted model, not a curated record